CUGCCCUCCAUUCCACUAAGAAGCUCUCGCUGUUUGGGGAUCUGCGUUAGUCGCACAAGCGGCAUGUCCUCGAAGUCUUGUCUUUUAUACCCCGAAUAGAGCUCGGGAAUAUGGAGCCAUCACAACAGGCGGGCUCGAACAGUGUCACCGUCGAGUAUACUGAUCCGUCUGGCUUGUUUCCUCUUGUUCAACCCAUCAUCGCGGACAAGGUCCCUCUCAAGAACCUCCACUGGAAAUCCCCUAGCCGCCCCGUUCGGUCAAUCGAGUCGCUCCGCAUUGGGUUCGUACCUGUCCAGCAGGGGGCAAAUGAACGCCCAUCUUCCAGCGAAGGUGCGUCAGGCACCGUAGCGCAUCGACGGCACCAAAUUCCCGGUCUGCGCCAGACCCCCUAUUUGAAGAUCUACCUCCUCCGCUGCGACGACAACGACACAUACAAGAACACGGCGCGGAAAGCACUACGGGAGUGGAUCAAGUCCCAUGCGUCAACGUCGCAGUCUGGCACCCAGCCGAGCAGCCAGGAGAAGCAUGACGCUUUUGAGUGGUUGAUUCUUCAUGUGGCGCAGGACGGGGACGGCACCGAAAAGGUCGCGCCCUCCACCAAAUGGGGUCGCACCACGACGACGGUCUUGGAUAAGGUGAAGGCCGACUUUAAUGGUACCUCGAAGUCUGCCGUGGAUAGGGUGGCCCAGAUUCGUCUCCCGAAGCCGGAUAACAAGCAGAAGUCGCCCGAGCUGCGUGAGCAGGUCGAGGACUUUAUCGAGAAGGUCAAGAAUGGUAUCCUGGCGUCCUUGGAUCUCCGUGUGGCGCAGUAUGAGGAAGACAUCAAGGAGAAGGACUCGCAGCGGAGCUUGCCUGGUUGGAACUUUUGUACAUUCUUCAUUCUGAAGGAAGGGCUUGCGCGAGGGUUUGAGAAUGUAGGGCUGUUUGAGGAUGCGCUACUCGGAUACGAUGAGCUGUCUGUUGGGCUAGAUGCUGCGAUCAAUGACCAGCUCGAAGGCGUCGAGCAGCACGGCAAUAUUUUCUUGGAGUACAGUAAAGAUUGGCAAGAAAAAGCCAAAGCGGCUCUGGCCUCGGCGUCUGCCCGCAAGGACAGCGAUGACACCCAACCAGCGUCGAUUCCGGAAAUCGAUGUGCAAGACUUUCCCAUUGACUCGAACAAAAAGGCGUAUCGUGAUAUGAUCCUGGCCAGCAAUAUCUCGGUCCUUGAUUUUCGCGCCUAUGUUUUCUCAAGGCAGCUAACGCUGCUUUUGCGGGCAGCAAAGGCGCCGUCAAUGACCACUACAGACGUUGAUACCAGUGAAAAGCCAACUAAGGACGGCAAGAAACCCGAAGAUCUAUUGUUACUCUCCGAGGUCUGCGAGAGAGCGGCUGAAUUCGCCAGUCUUGCCGCUCGAACGCUCCGGGGUGAUCUAACAGCCGGUCUAGCGGAUGUUGAGUCUCCUGCAAAAUCGGAGGUUAUCCACAAUCUGGUUUCGUCCUGGGCGUAUGCUGUUGUGUCGCAAGUCCUGGUGCAGACGUUCACCCCUACCCUCACACUCCCCGAAUCGUCUCUCAAUACCAUCAAUAAGGCCGUGGCAGCGUCUGCGGAGAGCAGACCGGACACACCCAAGCGGUCCAGCUCAUUAGCUACUACGACUGGAGCUCGACCCUCUCGAAGCAGUGAAAUUCUACCGGCCGAGGCGCUUUCGCAUGUACCCUCUCGAUCUGUUCACGAAGCAUCAAAGCCUCCAAUCACCCUCAGGACAGGCGGUGAACAACUGGCCUCUACGAGAGGCGAUCUUCUCCUAAUGGCCCGGCGUUUACUAGAGGAGAUUGCGAGUCAAUGCGGCUGGGAGGAAAAGUGGCAGAAACUUGGACUUCUUUUCGACGACAAGGAAGAUGACGACAUGGACGAAGUGUCUUUGAGUGAUACAGAGAAACCAGUCAAGCCUUCCCCAGUGGGCUCUCUUGCCGGCGUCGAUCUUCCCCGCCUGAAAGCAGCGCUUUGUGGCCAGGAAGCCUUCCGCUCGCAUUACGAGGAGCUCACAGAUCUGAUGUAUCGACAUUAUGUCAUUGCGAAUCGCAGCUACUCAGCACACAUGGCAUUGGCAGACAUGGCCCUGCUGCGAUUCCGACGGGACGAUCAUAGCGCUGCCGCCUCUUACUUCCACCAGAUCACGCCCUUUUACGGCAAUAAGGGCUGGGUCGUCCUAGAAGGCGUGAUGCUGGAGAUGUACGCACGUUGCCUCAAGCAACUGCAGCGCAACGAGGAGUAUGUCCGAAUGACGCUUCGCCUGCUAGCUAAAUAUGCAGUCUACAUACAAUCAAGCCUAUCGGCGCGGCAAAAGACGCUAGAUGCCUCGCACAUCUUUGCUGAGAAUUCGCUGGUCUUCCAGUAUGUCGAAGAGUUGUUCCAGGUGUCGAGCACGCUCCAGAAGGAGGUUUCAGCUUCCUUGACCGAUUUCUUUGCGGAUCUGGAAGUUAAGCCGUGUGUCCUCCAUUUUGCCGACAAGGAUGGUUUCCAGAUGCAGCUUUCUCUGCGGUUUCUGCUGGGAAAGCGGAUCAAUAUCGAUUCCACUAAGGUGCGGCUCGUCAGUGCCGGCGGUGGUCAAAGCAACGAGCAUUGGAUCGAGGCUUCUACCAAAGCCACUGUCAAGUCGUCCCUCACAAAGGUCCUGGUGGAUUCAUCGAUCACCUUGCAUGGAAAGUACUAUGUGGAUCGUCUCGAGGUGCGAUCUGGUAAUCUCACUUUCACAUUCGGCGGCGGGAAGAACUUGGCUCUCCCGGUGGGCUUCAGAGAAGCUGGGGAGGCCGAAGUUGAAGACAGCCGGCCCUACAUCUACUGCUACCCCCCACCGGAAGGACUGCAGGCAAAGAUCGUACCCCCUCACCUAGUCAAUCUCGAGGAAAUGCGAACGCUGGAGCUGGAACUCAAUAGCGGGCGGAACGAUAUCAGCACAGGGACUCUCCGGGUCAGGCCCGCCACCGCGGGGCUACGGCUCCGAGUGGCAGAGGCCGAGCUGGUGGAGGGCGACAUCACGAUUGUCAGCAACAGCGACGGAAACAUCGAGUUCGCAAGCCUGAGCGCACAGUCCUUCGUCCGUCUACGGAUCCCUUACACAGUGGAGGAAAACCACCCUGUCCUAUUCGCGCGAGCCGAAAUUGGAUACGAGACAGAAAUCGGCCAGUUCUCGUACUCGUCGACACACAGCAUCGUCUCCGGUCUCCCGAUCAGCGUCAACGUGCAGGAUGCCUUCAAAGACAGCGUCCUCUUCUCUCGGUUCACCAUCAGUCCGGCCAUGAUGAUCCCGCUCCGGAUCCUGACAUGCCGCAUCCCAAGCUCCGACGUCUACCAGGUCCAGUCCAACGUCGGCGAAUCCGUCGCGCUAGACGUAUUCCCCAAACAGCCCGCGUCCCUCGUCUACAAGAUCCAGCAGCGGGAGGACUGCGUCACGUCUCCGGGCUCGAGACGGUCGCUCCGCCUCAGCGUGGAUUUCACAUGCAUCGACGACGAGUACCUGUCUGCAGUGGAGCAGACGUUCCAGGACAGCAUCGCGUCCAGCAAAUUCCGCGAAUACACGACGCUGCUCACGUCGCACAUCGUGGAAGCCGUCCGCGCGCAGUUGUCGAUCUCUGACAUGGAGGUGAUUGCGCUGGUGCGUGAGACGGAAACGCUGGGAUACACGAGUGUUGGUUGGGAUGGGCUUUUAGGAGCACUCAAGGGGUCAAUGGACGAGUUGAGAGCGUGGCUCCAGGAGUGGCACACGAAACACCCCGUCAUCGUACUCCCAACCCAGCCCUCCAUCCCACGCCGACACAUCAUCAUCCCAGUCGACAUCCCAGAGGUACAGGUAGUGCACACCGCAGAACUCCGCCUCAACAACCUAGCCACGGACCCGCGCCACGCAGCCGUCGGCCAGAUGAUCUCCGGCGAUCUCGUCCUCCGUCACACCCGCCGAUGGUGCACCCCAGCAAACCGCGAAAACGGCACCGGGAGCCUCGAAUUCACAUACGAGAUCCACGCGAACCCCGAACACUGGCUCGUCAGCGGGCGACGCCGGGGCAACUUCAGCGCCAGCGAGGGCGAAACCACCACCUUCCCCGUGAUGCUGCUACCCCAGAAAUCAGGCCAUGUCCUGCUCCCGGGCCUCGAGAUCCGCACGUUCGUGCCCCCGCCUCCUUCGACGCAGUCGGCAAAUGCUGCCGCCGCUGCGGCUGCUGCUGCUGCGGGAGGAGGGACGGUGCAGCGGCGCCAGGUGCCGAGCGAGCUAGACUACCGCAACCACGCAGAGACGCUAUUGGUGUUGCCGGAUCUGCGGGCGACGACGGUGCGGUUGAGUCCUGGGAGUAGCGGGCAUGGAGUGGCGUGGUUGGUUGACUCGGAGCGGCGGGUGAUGCCUGCGUAGGUGGUGCCUUGGGUGGUACCACCUGUUUCCUUGCAUUCAUGGAAUGAGGGGUGGGGAGGU
Aspergillus campestris IBT 28561 is the source of this 4445-nucleotide messenger RNA. RefSeq names its product putative TMEM1 family protein. The transcript has 4 exons. Gene Ontology annotation, biological process: early endosome to Golgi transport; intra-Golgi vesicle-mediated transport. Gene Ontology annotation, cellular component: TRAPPII protein complex. The record is from RefSeq and is a predicted model, not a curated record. Bases 111 to 4385 code for a protein of 1424 amino acids. NCBI's taxonomy places the organism in Eukaryota, Fungi, Ascomycota, Eurotiomycetes, Eurotiales, Aspergillaceae.